Molecule: messenger RNA, 10543 nt
Organism: Gavialis gangeticus (Gharial)
Lineage: Eukaryota; Metazoa; Chordata; Crocodylia; Gavialidae
Gene: ATM
Product: ATM serine/threonine kinase
Exons: 64
Coding region: 220-9399 (3059 amino acids)
Biological process (GO): DNA repair
Molecular function (GO): protein serine/threonine kinase activity; protein binding
Source: RefSeq, a predicted model, not a curated record
UGGGCCCAGGUUGAGUUUGCACUCGUACGUCGGGGUCGCUCGUCAGUGCGGAGAGGCCUCCGCGCUCUUCACGGCCGCACGGCGCCGCGGCUUGACGGCUUGAGCGGGUGCGAGGCCGGGCAGGGUUUGAUGAGCUGGUUUGGCUGGUGCGUUAGCGGUUCUUCCUGGCAGCGGCUCGGACUUUGUAUACAAGGUAUAUAUCUGUUUUUAAGCUGAACCAUGAGUCUUGUACUACAUGAUCUGCUUGUUUGCUGCCAUCAACUUGAAAAAGAUAAAGUUACAGAGCGAAGGAAAGAAAUUGAAAAGUUCAAACGACUUAUCCGUGAUUCUGAAACAAUUCAGCAGCUGGAUCGGAAUUCUGAUUCUAAACAAGGAAAACAACUUAACUGGGAUGCUGUGUUUAGAUUUCUGCAGACAUACAUCCAGAAAGAAACGGAGAGCCUCAGGCUGGCAAAACCAAAUGUGUCUGUCUCAACACAAAGUUCCAGACAGAAAAAGAUGCAAGAGAUGGGAAGUUUAGUCAAAUACUUCAUCAGAUGUGCCAAUAAAAGAGCACCCCGAUUGAAAUGUCAAGAGCUUCUAAAUUAUAUCAUCAAAAUAGUGAAAGAUGCAUCAAGCUGCGCUGUUUAUGGAACUGACUGUAGUAGCAUGCUACUAAAGGAUGUUCUUUCAGAGAGGAAAUAUUGGUGUGAAAUAUCACCAUUACAGUGGUCAGAACUACUGACCCUGUACUGCAGAUUGUAUCUCAAACCUUCCAAGGAGAUUAACAGAGUCUUGGUGGCUAGAAUAAUUCACACGUUAACCAGAGGAUACUGCUUCCAAACUGAUGGACUAAAUAUCAAUAUGUUUUCCUUCUUUUCCAAAGCAAUGCAGUGUGCAAGGGAGGAGAAGAACUCUGCUGGCUUGGAUCACAUUCUUGCGGCAGUUAAUAUCUUCUGCAGUGUGUUUGCUGUGAACUGUCGUAUACAAGUUUGUAAGCUAGGUGAAGAAAUUCUUCCUAAGGUGCUUUAUGUAUGGACUCAGCAUAGACCCAAAGAUUCCCUGAAGGAGCUAAUAAUUGAGUUACUUAAUCUGCAAGUUCAAAUUCAUCAUCCAAAGGGAGCAAAAAUCCAGGAAAAAGGUGCAUAUGAGUCAGCAAAAUGGCAGAGUAUCUUACACAACUUGUAUGAUCUGCUGAUGAAUGAGAUAAGUCUCAUUGGCAGUAGAGGAAAAUAUUCUUCAGGAUCACGUAACAUUGCUGUAAAGGAAAACUUAAUUGAAUUAAUGGCUGAUAUUUGUCAUCAGGUUUUUACUGAAGACACCAAAGUCCUAGAGAUAAGCCAGCCAUAUGCCAUUACACAGAGAGAGGCUGGUGAUGGAACUGCACCAAGCAAACGCAGGAGGAUUGAAUUGGGAUGGGAAGUAAUUCGAGGCAAUCUUCAGAGAUCACAGAAUGAUUUUGAUGUCAUACCUUGGUUACAGAUUGCAACUCGAUUGAUAUCGAAGUAUCCUAUGAGUCUUCCUACAAAUGAACUGCCUCUCUUACUCACUAUACUGCACCAGCUACUGCCUCAGCAACGACGAGGGGAACGGACCCCCUAUGUGCUCAGGUGCCUUGCAGAAGUUGCUCUCUGUCAGAACCAGAAAAGUGAUUUGAAAAGCUCACUGAUUUUGGAGCUGCAGAGAAUCUGGACAAAAAUUUGGUCUCUUACAGUUCGCAGCAUAAGUUUUCAGCAAAUUGAAACAGAAAGCUUUGGGUUACUUAGAGCCAUAAUUCAAGGAAACCUUGUUGUAUUAGACAGAGAACUCUGGAAGAUGUUUUUGGGAUCUGCAUGCAAGCCUUCAAGUCCAGCUGCAUGUUGUUUGGCUUCAGUGAUGACUGCCUGUGUUGUACCAGAAACACUGGAAGUAGGAAAGGUGCAGAAUAAUUGUGAAGGGAAUACAGGUUACCUAUUAAAAGAAUCAAUAAUGAAAUGGCUACUAUUCUGCCAUUUGGAGGAGGUGAUGGAUGACUCUAUGGAACUAUCUCCUAUACUGUGCAGUGAUUUCCCGCAUCUAGUGCUGCAGAAAAUUCUUGUGAGCCUUACUAUGAAGAACUGUAGAGCUGCAAUGACUUUUUUUCAAAAUGUUACAAAAUGUGUUCAACAUACAAAAGGAGAAGUUGGGUUUUCAGAAGUUGAAGAGCUAUAUCUGCAAACAACUUUUGAUGACAUGUCCAUUUUCACCAGCCCUACAGUGAAUGCUGCAGAUAAAAACUUGCCCAAUUUAAGACUCACUGUCAGCCAACACCUUAGAGAAACACUGGAGCGCUAUCUUUUAGUGGUAUCAGAACAGCUUUCAAAUAUCUGUUCUUCUGAGCUUACUACUGCAGAACACCUUGUCCGAGGUGUCAGUCUCUUGACUGGUGUUCUUGGCUGUUAUUGCCACAUUGGCACAAUAACUGAAGAGGAUGCCUGUAAGUCGGAUUUAUUUCAGAAAGCUAAAACCCUCAUGCAUUAUGUUGGAGAAAGCAUUUUUCAGUCUAAAAAUAAACUAAAUGAAGAUCCAAGGAUUAAUUCAUUGAGGAAUUUGAUAACGCAAUGUUCCAACUGCUUAUGUAACUGUACCAAGAGCAGUCCAAGUAAGGUCUUAUCUGGCUUAUUCCAGUGUUUGUUAACAUCAAAGCUGAUGAAUGAUCUUGUAGAUAUUUGCGAACAUCUAAUGUCCAAUGAAACUGGAGAAGCAGAACUAAUGGAAGAUGAUCUUGAGGAGAGUACAAUGGAAGUAGAGAACCAAGUAACCGUAGACCUAUUCACUGACCACCGUACAGCUGCCAUGAGUGAGACUAAUGAGGCUGGUGAGGUACAAAACAUAACUGGUGCCAUGAGCCCAUUAGCCGAAGAACAUUUGACAAAACAAGAUAACCUACUUCUUGAAAUUCUGAGGUUCCUGUGUAUUUGUGUAACUACAUCCCAAAUUCAUACAGUUAGCUUUAGAGCUUCUGACAUACGGAGGAAGCUGUUAAUGCUCAUUGAAAAAAGUACGUUCGAUGCAAGUAAACCACUGCAUCUACACGUGUACUUGGUCCUUUUGAAGGAACUCCCAGUUGAAGAAAACAUGUUGCCAGAAGAAGACAUUGUUAUGCUUCUCAAGCCUCUUUCUGAUGUGUGCUCCAUGUAUCGACGAGAUCAAGAAGUGUGUAAAGUAGUUCUAAGUAAUUUACUCCCAAUAGCAGUGGGGUUGGGCCAAGCCAGUGCAAAUGCUGAAGAAACAGGAGAUGCCCAAGGACAAUUUUUAACAGUUGUUGGAGCAUUUUGGCACUUGACAAAAGAAGGGAGAUGUACAGCUCCAGUAAGGGUGGCUCUACUGAAAUGCAUGAAAGCCCUACUUGAGGCUGAUCCUUAUUCAAAGUGGGCUAUACUUCGUGUAAGAAAUGAAGAUCUUCUGGUGAGUGAAGCUUUCCCGCAUUUCCUUGCAGAUAGUGACCAUCAAGUUCGCAUGCUUGCUGCAAAGUCAAUAACCAGUUUGUUCCAAGAUGUGAAGCAGAGAGAUUCAUCUGGAUUAUUGAAACCUCUUCCAUUGAAGCUUCAGCAGAAGGCUUUUGAGGAUGUAUACCUCAGAGUGCAAGAAGGAAUGAGAGAUCUGGCACAGGCGAAUGCAAGCCCUGAUGAUCUUCUGGACAAGGAAUGUAAUAGAAAAGCCGUUCUGUUGACGCUCAUAACCAUGGUUUUAUGCUGCAGUCCUGUGUGUGAAAAGCAGGCUUUGUUUGCUAUUUGCCAGUCUGUAAAAGAGAAUGGAUUAGAAGCUCAGCUUAUUAAAAAGGUUUUGGAAAGAGUGUCUGACAUUUUUGGCUAUAGAAGUAUAGAAGACUUCAUGAAUUCCCACUUAGACUAUCUAGUGCUGGAGUGGCUGAGAAUGAAAGCUAGCGGGUACACCCUAUCUGCUUUUCCUUAUGUUCUUCUGAACUACUCUAGCCUGGAGGAGUUCUACAAGUCUUGUUAUAAAGUUCUGGUUCCACACCUGGUCAUUAGAAGUCGAUUUGAAGAUGUGAAAUGCAUAGCGAACAAAAUUGAAAAAGACUGGAGGAACAUUCUUGCAGACUGCUUUCCAAAGAUACUUGUAAAUAUUCUGCCGUAUUUUGCCUAUCAGAGCGAUGGAGACAGUGAAAUAGUACAGCAGAGAGAGACAGCUUGUAAAGUUUAUGACAUGCUUACUGAUGAAGACUGCUUAGGAAAACAGCAAAUUGACAAUUUGUCUCACAGUAACUUUCCAGAGAUCGUGCUAGAGCUGUUGAUGACCUUACAUGAGCCAGCCAACACUGAGGCAGGAGAAGGAUCUCACCUAAGUAAAUUUAUGGGGGACCUGGACCCUGCUCCUAAUCCUCCUCAUUUUCCAUCUGACGUGAUCAAGGCAACCUUGGAUUAUAUUAGCGGUUGUCAUAAAGCCAAGUUAAAAAGUCUUGUAGCUGUUCUUUCUAAAAAUCCUGAUUCGUUCCAGAAAAUCCUACUAGCCAUAUGCAAACAGGCAACUGAUACAAACAAUAUUUACAAAAAACACAGAAUUCUUAUUAUUUAUCACUUGUUUGUUAAUUUGUUACUUAAAGAGAUAAAAGAUGGCUUAGGAGGAGCUUGGGCCUUUGUUCUUCGUGAUGUAAUUUAUACCCUGAUUCACCACGUCACCAACAGACCCACUGCUGUCAGGGAUGUAUCCAUGCGCAGCUUUUCACUCUGUUGUGACCUUCUAAACCGUGUCUGCCAUGCAGCAGUCACAUAUUGUAAGGAUGCCCUAGAGAGUCAUCUUCAUGUUAUUGUAGGCACGCUAAUUCCCCUUGUUGGUGACCAGCCCGAGAUUCAGGAACAGGUCCUAGAUUUGUUGAAGUACCUAGUGAUAGAUAACAAGGAUAAUGAAAACCUGUACCAAACAAUCAAGCAUCUAGAUCCUUUUCCUGAGCAUCCAGCUUUUAAAGAUUUGCGCACUACUCAACAAAAGAUCAAAUAUAGUAAAGGACCAUAUUCACUUUUGGAGGAAAUUAACCAUUUCCUGUCAGUAAGUGUCUGUGACUCACUGCCACUGACAAGACUGGAAGGAUUACAUGACUUACGCAAACAGCUGGAACAACAUAAAGAUCAGAUGAGGGACCUUAUAAAAGAUUUCCAAGAAAAUCCAGUGGAUUAUGUAAUUGUGAAGUUGGUAGCGAGCUUGCUACAAAUAUCCAAGAUGGCAAUUAACCACCCAGGUGAAAAGGCAGUUCUAGAGGCUGUUGGAAGUUGCUUGGGAGAAGUGGGUCCUAUUGACUUCUCAACCAUAGCCCUUCAGCAUAGUAAAAAUGUAUCGUAUUCGAAGGCAACCGAUUUAUUUGAAGAUGGAAAACUUCAGUUAGUAUUCAUAAUGCUGACUCAAAUAAAUAAUGCCUUGAUAGAUGUUUGUAUUAAUGUUCGCUGUGCUGCUGCUUCCUGUUUGAAAAACAUUUUAGCGACAAAGACUGGUAACAAAUUUUGGGAGGCUUACAAAGACAAAGCUGAUCCCAUGUUAAUAUAUCUACAUCCCUUCAGAAUGUCCAGGAAGAAGUUUUUGGAAGUGCCAGAUACUGAAAAAGAGACUCCUUCAGAAGCCAUAGAUGAUGCAAAUCUGUGGAUUCCUCAGGGUGUAAGUCAUGAGACUUGGAUAAAGAACCUGACUUGUUCAUUGCUGAACAGUGGAGGAGUGAAAGAUGAAGUUCUCCUGUUACUAAGGCCAAUGUGUGAGGUGAAAACAGACUUCUGUCAGACUUUGCUUCCGUAUUUGAUUCAUGAUAUCCUGCUUAAUGAUUCAAACGAAUCUUGGCGCAACCUUCUGUCUGUGCAUAUCCAGAGGUUUUUCACAACCUGUUGCAGGUGUGUGUCAUCCUCUAGUAGAUCAACAACACCUGCAAAUUCAGAUUCAGAACCAGAAUCCCUUGUUCGUAGAAGUUUGGAUAAAAUAUCUCGGCGAGCAAUGCUUACUGUUGUUGACCACCUGAGAAGACAAAAGAGAUCUCUUUCAGGUACCAUUUUUGAUGACAGUUUCUGGUUGGAUCUAAAUUAUCUUGAGGUUGCCAUGGCAGCACAGUCUUGUUCUGCUCACUUCACAGCUUUACUGUAUGCAGAAAUCUAUGCAGACAAGAUAAACACAGACAAACAACAACAAAGAUCAGCUUUGAAAGCUUCCAAAAAUUUAAUGUUUGAAGAAGAAAGUCAAGAUCCAACUAUUGCUCGUUUGAGUGAGAAAAGUAGAGAAGAAACUGGAAUAAGUUUACAGGAUCUUCUCAUGGAAAUAUACAGAAGUAUAGGAGAGCCUGAUAGUCUCUAUGGCUGUGGGGGAGGAAGAAUAUUACAGCCUUUAGCCAGGAUAAGAACAUAUGAGCAUGAGGCUGCAUGGGGAAAGGCCCUUUUAACAUAUGACCUUGAGGCAAGCCUCCCUUCGUCUGUGUGCCAAGCAGGAAUAAUAGAGGCCUUGCAGAAUUUUGGACUUUGUCAUACGCUUUCCACCUAUUUAAAAGGAUUGGAACAUGAAAACACAGAGUGGUGUGCAGAACUAGAGGAAAUUCGCUACCAGGCAGCUUGGAGGAACAUGCAGUGGGGCCACAUCCCUUCAGUCAAAGAUGAGGCAAAAGGACCAAGUUACCAUGAAUUGUUGCAUGAUGCUCUGCAGUCUUUAAGAGAUAGAGAAUUCUCUACUUUCUAUGACAGUCUUAAGGAAGCCAGGGUGAAGGAAGUAGAGGAGCUGUGUAAAGGGAGUCUUGAGUCUGUAUAUUCAUUAUAUCCAACACUGUGUAGAUUACAGGCAAUUGGAGAACUGGAAAACAUAGGACAGAUUUUUUCCAGAUCUGUUACUAACCAGCAACUCACCGAGAUUUAUCUGAAGUGGCAGCGACACUCCCAGCUUCUUAAAGACAGUGACUUCUGUUUCCAGGAACCUGUCAUGGCUUUACGCACUGUAAUUCUAGAGGUCCUACUUGAGAAGGAAACAGAGAAUUCCAAAAGAGAAUGCAUCAAAGAUAUUCUAACCAAACAUUUAGUGGAGCUGUCCAAAUUGGCACGAACUGCCAAAAACACUCAGCUUCCUGAAAGAGCAAUGUUUCGGAUCAAACAGUGCAAUCCAGCUAGGUAUGGAGUCUCUGAGUGGCAACUGGAGGAAGCUCAGGUUUUCUGGGCCAAAAAAGAAGAAAGCCUUGCAUUGAGUGUUCUCAAGGACAUGAUCAAAAAAUUAGACACAGACUGGUUCCAGGUUGAGAAUGAUCCACGCCUAAGACUUAUGUAUACAGAGUGUGUGAGGUUAUGUGGUAACUGGUUGGCAGAAACAUGCUUAGAAAACCCUACUGUUAUCAUGCAGAAAUACUUAGAAAAGGCAGUGGAAGUUGCUGCAGGCCAGAGUGGAGACAGCAGUGAUGAGCUAAAGUGUGGAAAAAUGAAGGCAUUCCUCUCUUUGGCUCGUUUCUCUGAUACUCAGUACCAAAGAAUUGAAAACUACAUGAAAUCCUCAGAGUUCGAAAAUAAGCAAGCAUUGCUGAAGGCGGCCAAGGAGGAGGUUGGCCUCAUAAGGGAAUGUAAAGUUCAGACAAACAGAUACACAGUGAAGGUUCAGCGAGAGCUGGAACUUGAUGAAUGUGCAAUUAAUGCACUGAAAGAGGAUUGCAGACGCUUUUUGUGCAAAGCCAUAGAGAACUACAUCAGCUGCUUACUGAGUGGAGAAGAACAUGACAUGUGGAUCUUCCGCCUCUGCUCGCUCUGGCUUGAGAACUCUGGAGUCCCUGAAGUCAAUGGGAUGAUGAAGAAGAAUGCAAAAAAGAUCCCUUCAUACAAGUUUCUUCCUCUGAUGUACCAACUGGCUGCUCGAAUGGGAACUAAGAAGAUGGGUGGUCUAGGAUUCCAUGAAGUUCUGAAUAAUCUAAUAUCUAGCAUUUCACUGGAUCACCCGCAUCACACUUUGUUCAUAAUAUUGGCUCUGGCAAAUGCCAAGAAGGAUGAACUUCUGACAAAACCAGAGACAAGAAGAAGCAGCGCAUUAGUAAAAAAUGCACCGAAAGAAAUCUCCCCACUUGACAUGGAUCGUAUGGAGGCUGCUAACAACAUCAUUAAUAUCAUAAAAAGUAGGAAGGCUUCUAUGGUCAGAGGUGUUGAGGCACUUUGUGAUGCUUACAUCACAUUGGCAAAUUUAGACGCUACUCCGUGGAAAUCUCAAAGAAAAGGCAUCAGUAUUCCAGCUGAGCAGCCUAUUACUAAACUAAAGAACUUGGAGGAUGUAGUUGUUCCCACCAUGGAAAUUAAGGUGGAUCCCACAGGGAAAUAUGAAAAUUUGGUGACAAUAAGGUCAUUCAAGCCAGAGUUUCGCUUAGCAGGAGGCCUGAACCUGCCUAAAAUAAUUGAUUGCAUAGGCUCAGAUGGAAAAGAGAGAAGGCAGCUGGUCAAGGGCCGGGAUGAUCUGAGACAGGAUGCUGUUAUGCAGCAGGUUUUCCAGAUGUGUAAUAUGCUACUUCAGCAAAACACUGAAACCAGAAAGAGAAAGCUAACCAUCCGAAGAUACAAGGUUGUUCCCCUUUCUCAGAGAAGUGGAGUCCUUGAGUGGUGCUCAGGGACGACUCCCAUUGGGGAGUUCCUUGUGAAUCCUCAACAAGGAGCUCACAGUAGAUACAGGCCAAAAGACUACAGUAGUCUUCAAUCUCACAAGGCUAUGAUGGAUGCCCAAAAGAAGCAUUUUGAGGAGAAAUAUAUCGUCUUUAUGGACAUCUGCAAGAAUUUUCAACCUGUGUUUCGCUACUUCUGCAUGGAAAAAUUCCUGGACCCAGCUGUUUGGUUUGAGAAGCGAUUGGCUUAUACUCGCAGUGUUGCUACAUCUUCUAUUGUUGGUUACAUACUGGGACUUGGAGACAGACAUGUUCAGAAUAUCUUGAUUGAUGAGGAAACUGCAGAACUUGUACACAUAGAUCUGGGAGUUGCUUUUGAGCAAGGUAAAAUCCUUCCCACACCAGAAACGGUUCCUUUUAGAUUAACCAGAGACAUUGUGGAUGGAAUGGGCAUCACUGGCGUGGAGGGAGUCUUCAGAAGGUGCUGUGAGAAAACGAUGGCUGUGAUGAGAAAUUCCCAAGAAGCUUUGCUAACUAUUGUAGAGGUAUUGCUGUAUGACCCCCUCUUUGACUGGACUAUGAAUCCUCUGAAAGCACUGUACUUGCAACAGAGACCAGAGGAUAAGGCUGACAUCAGCGCCACUCUCAACGUUGAUCAUCAGCAGUGUAACAGAAAAGCCAAUGAUCAGAGUUUUAACAAAGUGGCAGAACGUGUCUUGAUGAGGCUUCAGGAGAAACUGAAAGGUGUAGAAGAAGGGAUAGUGCUCAGUGUGGGAGGACAGGUGAACCUUCUUAUACAGCAAGCCAUGGACCCCAAAAACCUCAGCCGACUCUUUCCAGGGUGGAAACCUUGGGUUUGAUCUGGAAGUAUCCACUAAGUUGUAGAGCAAAUAAGCCUGUUCGAUUCUUGGCGAAAGAAUAUUGGUCAGCAUUUUAUAUUUAUAUUCCAGAAAUUUCCAGAUAAUCUCAGAAGUGAUUGUGUAGGUUUAUAAACAGUUUUGAAAUCAAUGUUUAAUUUCUUUAAUGAAUAUCCAAUUAUUCUCCACAACUUUCAUCAGGAUAGUGUUCUGGUAUUCCUGUGCCGUACAAUGGAAAUUUUCAAGGAAUGGUUAUUCCUCUCAAACUAGGAAUUAAGUGGCUUCUACAUGUAAAUCCUUUUAUAAAACCUUGAAUUCUUAUUAUUAGUGUUUGACAUUUCCUAAAACUUGACUCAAAUCUCAGAUUACUGGUUAAGUAUCUCUACACCCUUGUUUUGUAUAGUGUUUUUUUAUAAUAAUAAUAAGACUACGUAAUCUGUAUUGAGUGGAAUCAUCUGUAAACUAGAAAACAUGGAAUAACCAAGUGCAUUUAUAAAAGAAGCAGCACUGUAUCUUCAAGUCUGUUGUGCAAUGGUACUUGACAAAAUUCAAAACAGACCUAAAAAGAGCUUCAUAUGCAAGUUUAUUUUUCAGACUACUAAUGCUGCAGCUACCAAUGAGAGAACAUCAUCACUGCACAAUGCCUUCUUGAUAUAAAUCAUCUUUGAGUCAAGUAUAUUUAUAGUGCUGCAUUUUUGUGCCUUUUUAGUUUAAAUUGUAUUGGCAUUUUCUUUGCAUAAGCAAGGAUUUUAACAGCAUUAGCAACCAAGUUAGUCUUAUCUUAAAACUCUUCUGCAAAAAUUUACUAUGGGCUGAAACCUGACACACAAGUUCUGACCCAAAAAUAUGCAGCCUUUCCAUAUCGGAGAGAAAUACAAAAUUUUAAAAUUAUAAUGUGAAUACAGAACUUGUUUACUUAAUUUGUACAGUUUUAUUUUAUAUAUUGAAUUGCAUGUCCCUUUGUUUUUUUAAGCAAUCAGAUAGUUAAUGAACUUGCACAAAGCAGGAAUCUCUUCAGACAGUUUUGUGUUUGUUAUACUUUUUUAAAUCCUUCCUGAAAUAUUUAAUGUUUAAAAAAAUACAAAUAAAAUAUAUUAAAUUUGACAUAGUCUCUCAAAAUGCUGAGGUUGGACUUCAGCAUUUCGCU